Messenger RNA from Trichomycterus rosablanca, 3060 nucleotides. It is a transcript of the gene zgpat, whose product is annotated as zinc finger, CCCH-type with G patch domain. Gene Ontology annotation, cellular component: nucleus. Lineage: Eukaryota; Metazoa; Chordata; Actinopteri; Siluriformes; Trichomycteridae. Gene Ontology annotation, molecular function: RNA polymerase II cis-regulatory region sequence-specific DNA binding; DNA-binding transcription repressor activity, RNA polymerase II-specific; metal ion binding. The record is from RefSeq and is a predicted model, not a curated record. Bases 174 to 1700 code for a protein of 508 amino acids. Gene Ontology annotation, biological process: negative regulation of transcription by RNA polymerase II. The transcript is spliced from 7 exons.
ACAGCUCAUACGUCUGAAAUAGAAAAGCUAAAUAUGAACGAAAUGGUCUUUCCUGACUGAAUGAUUUUAGCUAAUGAAUUAAAACGAAAAUAGUCUGUAAUAGUUGUUAAUUUAACAUGCUUUUGAAAGAAGACCGAGUACGAGACAACCGGGUUUGCUAGCAGCUUCUUACCAUGGAUGAAAGCAGCCUGACACAAGCCAUUGAGACCUACAACAGUCAGCUUCAGCAGGUGGAGGCUGCACUGGCCUGUGGAUUGGACUCAUCAGAGCAAGCAGAUCUACUCCAGCUAAAGGAGGAUCUGGUUCAGCUUAUUGAGCUUACAGAAUCCAGCUUGGUAUCUGUUAAAAAGAGCCAACUUUUAGCUUUACUUGAGGAUCCUCCAGCACACCAGAUUGCACCAGCAGAAACCCAGGAACAGCCCAAGGAGGUCAGCUUGGAUGACGAGUUUGCUGCUUUCUAUUCGGAACUGGGUGAGAGUGGUGCUGAGGUAGCAACAAGCCAGGAACCUGAUGAAGAGGAGGAUGAGAAUGAGGAGGAAGACAUAAGUGGAACUAAAGUACGAGCUCCUUAUUAUACAUCUUGGGGGACACUUGAGUACCAUAAUGCCAUGGUUGUGUGUUCUGAAGAACCUGAUGGAGAAGAGGCUCGAGUGAGGGUGCUAUACCUGUAUCCUACACACAAAUCCAUAAAGCCCUGCCCUUUCUUUCUAGAAGGCAAAUGCCGCUUCAUGGACAGCUGCAGGUACUCUCACGGGGAGGUAGUAUGUGUGUCCGAGCUGAGGGAAUUUCUCGAAGCAGAUCUUACCGAGAUGCAGCCGGGAUCCGCUUGUUUAGCCAAGCAUGAAGAUGGCAUCUGGUAUCCUGCCAAAAUCACAGAGGUGGAGGGAGGCGUCUACACAAUUAAAUUUGACUCCCAGCUGCUGAAGGAGGCUGUUCUGGAGGCUGAUUGUAUUAUUCCUCCUCUGCGACAGGACGAUUCCGAAUCCUCUUCAGACUCUGAGGGUGAUCUUGAGCAAUGUGAUGCCGGCUAUGCUAAAGUUUGCAAUCAUGAGGAUGAACCAUCUACAAUUAACAGUUCAGAAUUCUGUGGCUGGGAAGCUCACACUCGAGGCAUUGGUUCCAAACUCCUCUUGAAGAUGGGUUAUGAAUUGGGAAAAGGUUUGGGGAAAACGCUUUCGGGCAGAGUGGAGCCUGUGCAGGCCGUUGUUCUCCCUAAAGGCCGCUCUCUGGACCAGUGCGCUGAACUCACACAGCGCAAAACUCAGGCUGCUAUCGCCAAAAACAAUCCGACCUCAGGCAAACGGAAAAUGAAACGAAAACGGAAGUCUGCCUCGGGACGGUCUGACGUGUUCGAUUUUCUGAACUCUAAGCUAGGGGAGUCCAGGGGGCCCGCUUCAUCUGCUUCUGCUAGCUGCUCAAUCAGCGGCGUGGAGGCUUAUCAGGGAGGAAAGAGCACCAAGCGCUCGCUUAAUGUGCAGCUCUUUCAGACCUCCGAGAGGAUGAGUCAGGUGGAAAAAGAAAUUCAGCAUCUCACAGAGUCUCUGAGCAGGCGAAACGGGAGGGAUGCCGCGGUUAUAAGCCGUGCGGAGGAAAAGCUCUCGGCAUCUCUUGCACUGCUGCAGCAACUGAAGGCUCAGGAACAGAACAUACAGAGAGCUCAGAAAAAGGCCAAUACGCAUAAGAAAAUGACUGAAUUCUGACCUUCUCACAUACGAGAGUGUAAAUAAUGACCUGGUUUUUUUGGGGGGUUUUUUCAACAAGCAAAGACCACAACUAUUUGUUUUAAUACCAACACUUUCAGUUUUGAUGUGUCUUAUUCUUUAAUACAGCAUUUUUAAAAUCUAAUCAUCUUCUUCUGUAUAUGUAGAGUAUAUAUUACCACAAACACAUUUUCUUGUAAUGACAAAAAUAUAAAAUCAUUUUUUCAAAGCAUACUUAUAAUAGAUGCCUAAUGCUUGGCUUAUGCUUUAUAAUACUGCCUAAUAUUUCUUGUCAGCUAAACAAGGAGGCAGGCAAUAACCAGCACACUGUGUUUGGGUGCCGCGUCAUUGUAUUACGCUAGCCUACCAGUCUGUUCGGUCCCUCUACAGGCUCACGUGGCCAUGUCUGAGAGAGAAAAGCCAGAUAUAACUUAUUCUACUGUUUUCUUUGGUUAUGUCGAUGCACCAGCAGUGCACAAGCAGUGAAGGAAUACUUUAGUCUGGUGUGAGUUUAUCGAGUUUAAUAAGCAUGAUGGCUUUACAAGUGUCAGAGGGAGUUUGUGCUAGUCUGCAGCCCUCCUUGCCCAGCGUAGAUGCUGUUCAUGAGGCAGAUGUUCACAGUGCAGUGGGUGAGAACUGAAUAUGUCUAAUUUGCUUAAAACAGCACAAAAACAUUUAUAGGAAUAUAAAAUUGUUCUAUAUCACAGUGAAAUAAUUCUACUGGUGUUUUUAAUAGUACUGUGCUAAUGAAAGAAUAAUAGACGAUUAGGAUAAGGGCUCGGUAGGUUCGAAUCUCAGUGGUGCUAUCAGCCACCCAGGCGUCUACACAGACACAAUUUGCUAUGUCUGGGGGUUGUGGCCAAAACCCUAAGUUCGAUUGGCACCUUGCGCUCACUGCAACCCUGACCAAUAGUACUUCAUUUAAUUUUUAUGUUGAAUCCUGGUAAGGGUCAAGGUGGGCCCGGUUUCCACAUGAUCACUGGGCGCAAAGCAGGUGGGAUGUUGGCACUGCUGGUGGUUCGAAACCUGGAUCCUAGAUGUAGAGGGCUGGCGUAAUAUAUCACUAUAUCACUGUACCACCUAAGCUCUAAGUUAAUAGCUGCCUUUAGACUUCAAUUAUAAGUGAGAUUUGAAAUAAAUGUGUGAAGAAUGUUGCUUGUGGUAAACUCAUACACUACAGAUAUAGUAGCUCGAGAUGAGGUCUAAAAAAAAAAAAAAGCUGUUUUUUGUCACUGCUUAACAUACUUCUCUGAACAUUAUUUGUCAUUUGUAAUUGGUUUUUCAUCCCCUGGUAAGUCAGUUGAACAAAGUCAGUAGACAGAUCACUUACCAUGCGUGUAAUUAAACUUUUUAAACUGUG